Talaromyces marneffei is the source of this 603-nucleotide messenger RNA. RefSeq lists its product as uncharacterized. The coding region runs from base 1 to 603 and encodes 200 amino acids. Gene Ontology annotation, biological process: dolichol-linked oligosaccharide biosynthetic process. The record is from RefSeq and is a predicted model, not a curated record. NCBI's taxonomy places the organism in Eukaryota, Fungi, Ascomycota, Eurotiomycetes, Eurotiales, Trichocomaceae. Gene Ontology annotation, molecular function: hexosyltransferase activity. Gene Ontology annotation, cellular component: extrinsic component of endoplasmic reticulum membrane; UDP-N-acetylglucosamine transferase complex. The transcript is spliced from 3 exons.
AUGACCACCGUAUCACGCAAAGUGUGCUUUGUCACUAUCGGAGCUACAGCUCCAUUCGAUGCUCUACUCUCGAAUGUCUUGGACGAACCCUUUCUUAAGGCGCUCAAAAAGCAUGAAUAUACUACGCUCUUGAUUCAGUACGGCAAGGAGGGUCAGGCGAUUUUUGAUACAUUCACCAAAAUCAACCCUCCGGGAAGCACUGCCCAAUAUGGCUUAGAUAUCCAGGGAUUUGGCUUCAAGAAGGAUGGACUCGUCCAGGAAAUGCGCUCCACGAAGGCAAACUCAUCUCAGAAUGUUGUCGAAGGAAUGAUUCUCAGUCAUGCUGGGUCCGGCUCCAUCAUGGAAGCUCUACGUAUCGGUGUCCCUCUUGUGGUAGUGCCAAAUCCAGCACUUCAAGAUAAUCAUCAAGAAGAACUUGCUCGACAGAUUGCGAAAAAUGGCUGGGCCGUCGCCGGUAAAUUGGACCGACUUGCGGAUUCUGUGCAGAAAGCGGAAAAACUUCGCAGUACUUCAAGGAGUUGGCCACCAAAGAAUAGUGGCGCACUCAAGGACAGCAAAGGCCUAGCCGGUGUUGUGGAGGAUGAAUUGGGCUUCCUCGAUUGA